Paralichthys olivaceus (Japanese flounder) is the source of this 1225-nucleotide messenger RNA. RefSeq names its product SKI8 subunit of superkiller complex (gene skic8). Gene Ontology annotation, molecular function: protein binding. Gene Ontology annotation, cellular component: Cdc73/Paf1 complex. Lineage: Eukaryota; Metazoa; Chordata; Actinopteri; Pleuronectiformes; Paralichthyidae. The record is from RefSeq and is a predicted model, not a curated record.
CUUUGACAAAAGCGAAGAAGGCGAAAACCGGAAGUUACGCGAGCUGCUGUCAUGGCGCAUCACAUGUAAUUCACUGCGCUCCAGACAUUUGAUGCAACACAGUAAGAAGUGGUGUGAAGGUUGAUAUAAGUUGACUGUCUCUCCUGGACCAAAACAAUGAGCACUCAAUACAGCAUCCUAUUCAAGCAGGAGCAUGCACACGAUGACGCCAUCUGGACGGCAGCCUGGGGUAAAAGUGAGGCGGAUGGGUCUGAAACCAUUGUCACUGGCUCACUAGAUGAUAUGGUGAAAGUGUGGAAAUGGUCAGACGAGAAGCUGGAGCUGCAGUGGAGUCUGGAGGGACACCAACUGGGUGUGGUGUCAGUGGACAUCAGCCACAAUGGAGCCAUCGCUGCCUCGAGCUCCCUCGACGCUCACAUCCGUCUCUGGGACCUAGAGUCUGGGAAACAGAUCAAGUCCAUGGAUGCUGGGCCAGUUGAUGCAUGGUCGGUGGCCUUCUCCCCAGACUCCAAAUACAUCGCCACAGGAAGCCAUCAUGGCAAGGUCAACAUCUUUGGUGUGGAAAGUGGCAAGAAGGAAUAUUCUCUGGACACUCGAGGGAAAUUCAUCCUGAGUAUAGCUUACAGUCCUGAUGGAAAAUAUUUGGCAAGUGGAGCCAUUGAUGGAAUCAUCAACAUCUUUGACAUUGCCACUGGAAAACUACUCCACACACUGGAAGGUCACGCCAUGCCCAUCAGAUCUCUCACCUUCUCCCCUGACUCCCAGCUACUGGUCACUGCCUCAGACGACGGCUACAUUAAGAUAUACGACGUGCAACAUGCCAACCUGGCAGGUACACUGAGUGGACAUGGAUCAUGGGUUCUUAAUGUUGCGUUCUCCCCAGAUGACACACACUUUGUCUCAAGUUCGUCUGACAAGAGCGUCAAGGUUUGGGACGCGAGCUCCAGAGCGUGUAUCAACACCUUCUUCGACCAUCAAGAUCAGGUAUGGAGUGUAAAGUACAACAGCACUGGCUCCAAGAUCAUCUCAGCUGGAGACGACCGUGCCAUCCACAUCUACGACUGUCCCAUGUGAUGAGGGACGUCCUGUACAGGCUGCAUGAAGAUUGAGCUGUUUACUCAAAUCAUUGAGUAAACAGUAAAUCAACUCGGGGAGGGAGGGACUGUAAAUGUCAUGGUUUAUUUUGCACUGGCCAGGUAUGGUCAAAUAAAGGGUUGUUUUUGUA